Molecule: messenger RNA, 2247 nt
Organism: Hevea brasiliensis (rubber tree)
Lineage: Eukaryota; Viridiplantae; Streptophyta; Magnoliopsida; Malpighiales; Euphorbiaceae
Product: coilin
Exons: 13
Coding region: 217-2082 (621 amino acids)
Biological process (GO): spliceosomal snRNP assembly
Cellular component (GO): Cajal body
Molecular function (GO): U1 snRNA binding; U2 snRNA binding
Source: RefSeq, a predicted model, not a curated record
AAUUAAGUCAUGAUGCCACUAUUUUAGCUAACACUUAACACCUAUUAGAACAUCAGCUUCGCCACCGCACCGCACCGCACAUUACAGGAGCCAGCCACCACCACCAGACAAAAUUGUGAAACCCACUUUGAGGUUUAAAGAGCCAGUCCGAGAGGUUCUUGCGACCUUGCCCAACCUCCAAAUCUUCUCUCCCGCUCUUCCUCAUCGUGGUUAACGAUGGAGUCAGUGAGGCUCCGUUUAGUGUUUGAUCACAUUCUAAGCAAAUCGCACAAGACACAGGGUCUCAGACGAUGCUGGAUUCUCCUAAAACCCCAACUCCAAACCAUCUCCGAUCUCUCUUCCUAUCUCCUCAAUGCCUUCGACCUCCAAAACGAAUGCCCUAGCGGUCUUAUCCUUUCAAUGGAAGAGUUUGCUUUACCGCCUUUCGAGUCAACUUCUAUUUUGAAAGACAAGGAUAUCAUCCGAGUGGAAAAGAAUGGUGGGUUGUCUUCUGAAGUUGUGAUGGUUGGUGAGGAGGCUAAUUCUUUGGAGGUGGUUGAGAUUGUGGAAACUCAGCCUGUAAUUUCUGGCAUGAAUCUUCUGGCAAAUGAGGAAUUUGAGAAGGAAUCUGGAGGCUACGAAAGUGAAGAAGAAGAGGACGCACCAGAACAGGUGGAAGACGCAGUGCAGGUGGAAAAUGCGUCAGAAGUGAAAAAAGUUUCCAAAAAGAGAAAGGCACCAGAGGAACUUAAGAGUUCAAAGAGGAAGAAAACUAAAUCUGCUAGUGGUGAAAAGGGUGCAGUUGUUGUGGAUGAUAUUGGAAAGAAGGUUUGUGGGGAGCAGAAUGGAACUUCCAGCACUGCCAAGGUUGAUGAAAGGAGUGAGAACAGUAAAGCUUUACGCAAUGGAAAGAGGAUCUCUCAGCCUCAACAGAAUGGCAAUGGAACUGUUGAUGCAACCCCAACUCCUAGUGGAACUAAAAAGUUGCCAAGUAGAAGUGCUCGGCGGAAAAAGGCCAAGAGGCAAUGGUUGAGGGAAAAACUGAAAGCUGAAAGGAAGGAGCAACUUCGGAGGCAACCACUCGAAAAAAGUGAUCAACGGUCAUCUGAAAAGGAUAACCAGGGAGUCUCUCGAGAAUCAGCUGAAAAAGGGAAUCAAGAAGUUUCUGACGAAGUAUCUGAAACAGAUAAUGAAAAACUCCAGGAAGACCAUCAACAGCUAGAUCAAGAUAGCGAUGUAGAGGAUGAAGUUGUUCCCAUAGUAAUAAGGCCAGGACAUAUCCGCUUUGAGCCGCUAAGGAAAGUGGACGCUGAUCAGGCUGCACAGCAAAAUCAAAUACCUUUGGAGACCUUUCAGUGGAAUGGAACAAGAAGCAAGAAGAAGGGUCAAAAAUGGGGUAAAGAAAAAGUUACAUCUUACAAAAGGAAUGACUACAAAAAUGUCAAUCAAGAGUGUUCCAGGACUCGAAGUUAUGGAGCAAGACCUGUAUUCAGUCGUAUCGACUUUGAGAAGCUUGAAUUCUAUGCUAGCUUGCCUAAGGAAGGCGAUGUGAUUGCUUAUCGUUUGAUUGAAUUAUCAUCAUCCUGGACCCCUGAACUUUCACCCUACCGAGUUGGGAAGAUAUCACGAUAUGACAUUGAGUCCAAUAGGGUUCAGCUGGUGCCAGUCCCAGAAUAUCCAAUAAUUCCUGCAAAUGAGAUGGAUGACGAUGCAUCUGCUGUACUAUCAGAAACAUCCUCUUAUGCAAGAGAUGGUUCAUUAUGGAUAGAGUUCUCAUCACUCGUGGAAGUUCGUAUUGUCACCCCAGGCAGCUUAAAUUCAGGGAAGUCAACUGCUGGAGUCUGUGUCAGAGAUCAAGAUACUGAAACAGGCUACAAGCCUUACAAUGGCAAUGAAGCUCAUGCUUCUGCCCAAGAAAAUGGAGAAGUAAAUCCAUGGGAAGAAAUUAACCAGGCUUUAAAUGCAAAGAAGGAACAGCUAUCACAAGAGGACAACUGGAACAAGACCCAGAGUUCAGGCAGGAGACCGUGGUCCUACAAGGCCUUGAGAGGCAGUGCGCUGGGUCCAACAAUGGCUUUAUUAAGGUCGCAAAAUGAACUAUGAGCAUUUUGUUUUGGAAAAUUACCAUCGAGUUUUCACUUGUUAGGGUUUUGUGAGCCUUUCAAGGUCCCAAUUUUUGCUGUCAUGUUUGUAGUGAAAAGAAGUGGGGGGUUUUUGAUGACUUAGCUUUUGUAUAUUGCUGUUAAGACUACCCUUUUUCACCAUGUA